CCUCACGUGUGCCGGAUACAUGUUGUUUUAAAUAAAUAAAAAAAUAUCAAGAUGAGUGCUAAGUACGAGGUGAAAGUAUCCAAACGACUUGGGAGGUAUAUCGUGGCUGCAAAGGAUUUGAAAGCGGGCGAAAGUAUUCUAAGCGAUAACCCUUUUAUAUUAGGACCAAGUAAUGAUACAUCGCUCGUUUGCUACAACUGUUACUUGCCCCUUAUGAGUAAAUUCGUCGUCUGCAAGUUAUGCACGGUGGUCCCAAUUUGCCCUGGAGAUGGCUGUCCACAAAACUUACCCAAGUGGCACACCGAAUAUGAAUGCGACUUCUUCAGAACUCUCAAAUUAAAGCGAACCGUAAACCCUAUGACUAUGGUACAGAAUGUAGGCUUCCUUCUUGUACUUAGAGCGGUCUUAAAGAAGGAUGUUGAUAAAACAUCUUGGCAGGAGUUUCUACAACUUGAAACUCAUUUGAAUGUAAGAAAAGGAACAAGCGUUUGGGAUUACUGUGAAAAUACUGACAAGUUUAUUCAAUCUCUGGGACUAUUAGAUAAUAGUGAAGAUGAUAAUUUAGUUCAAAAAGUGUGUGCUGCGAUUGAUGUGAACAGUUUCGAAGUUAGAGGUCCGCCGGUACCAGCGAUUGGUUGUUCGGAAAUACUUCACGGGGUUUAUUUGAAGGCAGCGCUAAUGGCGCAUGACUGUGUUGCCAACACGCAUAUUGCAAUAAAUGAUGGUAAUGUAUUAGUCUGCCAUGCAAGUACUGAUAUUAAGAAAGGAGAGACGAUUUACUAUAAUUAUACAGAUCCCUUGAAGGGUACAGCUAUACGACAACAACAUUUAUUAGUUGGAAAGUACUUUAAAUGCACUUGUAAAAGAUGUCAAGAUGUGACCGAAAUGGGCACAUACAUGAGUUCAGCACUUUGUCUCGCAUGUAAGACUGGAUAUAUAAGCGAGAUUAGUAACGAAAAAUGGACAUGUCAUAGCUGCGAUAGCGAAUAUGAAUCGUCCGAAAUAAGACGUAAAGUUCAAUGUUGUUCGGACAAACUGGCGGUUAUAAAUAAAAAAGAUGAAAAGGAAUUAGAAGAAUAUAUCAAAAAUAUUUCGCUUGUGCUAGCACCAAAUCAUUAUCUGUUGUUGGACGCUAAACAACGACUAGCAGGUAUAUUAAGAGACGCCAUCAACAGCCAGCCCAGACCAACCAAAAAGAUGAUGAGGCGGAAAAUAGAAUUAUGCAAAGAGCUUUUGCCAGUGCUUGAAAAAUUAACCCCAAAGAUAUGCAGGAUUAAAGCUAUUACACUUUACGAAUUACACGCAACAAUGGCACAACUUGCUAAGAAGCUGUUCGAUGGCCGAGAAAUAAAUGGAUCCCAAUAUUUGGAAGAGCUACAAAAUGCUGAGAAAUGUUUAAAGAAAUCCCUGGAAAUGCUUUUAAUCGAACCUAGAAAUUCACCUGAGGGAGAGUUAUGUGCAAAAGCGCUUGAGGAUUACAGAGAACUUAAGAAUUCUAUUUCGGGACUUAUGUUACACUCUGAGGGCAACACCUUUGUUAACGGAAGAAAUAAAGGCUCAGUUCCGACUAACGAAAACAUUUAA
This is a messenger RNA of Papilio xuthus (Asian swallowtail), 1584 nucleotides long. RefSeq names its product protein msta, isoform A. The record is from RefSeq and is a predicted model, not a curated record. NCBI's taxonomy places the organism in Eukaryota, Metazoa, Arthropoda, Insecta, Lepidoptera, Papilionidae. The transcript has 8 exons. Gene Ontology annotation, molecular function: protein binding. The coding region runs from base 52 to 1584 and encodes 510 amino acids.